Messenger RNA from Opisthorchis viverrini, 708 nucleotides. RefSeq lists its product as hypothetical. The transcript has 2 exons. Lineage: Eukaryota; Metazoa; Platyhelminthes; Trematoda; Opisthorchiida; Opisthorchiidae. The annotation marks the transcript as partial. Gene Ontology annotation, molecular function: gap junction channel activity. The record is from RefSeq and is a predicted model, not a curated record. Gene Ontology annotation, cellular component: plasma membrane; gap junction.
AAACCUAUUCAAUGCUGGGUACCACAAGAAUUCACAAAAUCUUGGGAGGAGUACGCAGAAAACCUGUGUUGGGUCUCAAACACCUACUUUCUACUCCCAAACGAGGAAAUCCCCACAGACCAAGUGGAUUACGAAAAAGUAAAGUUCAUAGGAUACUAUCAAUGGGUUGUGAUUGUUAUGGCUGGUCAGGCCAUGCUAUCCUGGGUACCGCACUUAUUGUGGCGAGUCGGAUCUCGACGUUUGCCGCUACUGCUCAAAUCAGCUCGGGAGGCAGCCAUACCGGACAGAGAACUACGGUUAAAAGCCGUUUCAUGUUUGGUCGCGACCUUGGAAGAACAAGCAGAAUCUCAGUCUCGUUUUCGCCGAAUCAAAUCCUUGCUCAACCGAUGUUUAUGCGGAGUCACCCCAAACGCUCGAUUGACCACGUUAUUUCUUCUCGUACGAAUGUUGUUCGUGGCCAACUCGGUCGGACAAAUUUACAUGAUGAAACGCUUUACCGGUUUCAACAGCACUCUAUUCGGUAUGAAACUUUUGCAAGAUUUGUCAGCUGGAGUGGAAUGGGAACGGACGGGACACUUUCCAAGAGUCACAUAUUGUACCAUAAAAGUCCGGAAGAUGGGACAAACUAAACCAGCCAGGUGCGAAAAUAAUCACAUACCCCAAAUGAAAAAUCAGUCAACUUCUCAUGUGGAUAUUCGCUUCAGUACU